This is a messenger RNA of Xenopus tropicalis (tropical clawed frog), 3530 nucleotides long. It is a transcript of the gene wac, whose product is annotated as WW domain containing adaptor with coiled-coil. The record is from RefSeq and is a predicted model, not a curated record. Gene Ontology annotation, cellular component: nucleus. Lineage: Eukaryota; Metazoa; Chordata; Amphibia; Anura; Pipidae. The coding region runs from base 342 to 2237 and encodes 631 amino acids. The transcript is spliced from 14 exons.
CGCUGCGCAUGCGCGGGCGGAUGAGUUGGUUGGGAUCGCGUCGCUGCGCGUUCCCGGAGAAUCCGCGCUCCCGUUGCUUGCGUCGUGCCGUCUGUGUCUGUGUGUGCGGGGGGGAGAUGGAUCCCGGGCGCUCGCCCCAUUAAACACAUCGAACCCCCUCUAUAAAGUCUCCAAAUCUUCUCCUGAGGGUUUGAGAAAAGAGCCGGCCACUUCCCGGACCCCGCUGUACGUCUCCGAGCCCCGCCGCCUCCCGGUGGUCGGGUUUAUUAUUAUUCUCCUCCUCCUCCUCACUAGCCCUCUUCCUCUCUGUCGCCUCCACACCCCACUCACACACGGCAUUGAUGGUAAUGUAUGCAAGGAAACAAGCGAGACUCAGUGAUGGCUGUCACGACCGAAGGGACUCCCAACCCUACCAGACUCUUAAGUAUUCAUCCAAGAGUCAUCCCAGCAGCAGUGAUCACCGUCAUGACAAGAUGCGAGACUCCACAGAUCCUUCUCCACCAAACAAAAUGCGAAGAUCAAACAGUCCUGAAAAUAAGUAUAUUGACAGUGCAGGACAUGGUAAAGCCAAAAGCAUGCACCUUCACAGAGUCCGUGAGAGGGAUGGAGGGACCAGUUUUUCUCCACAAGAAAAUUCACAUAACCACAGUGCUAUUCAUAGUUCAAAUUCACAUUCUUCUACUCCAAGCAAAACUUCUGAUUCUGCGUAUGAUCCUGCAGAUGACUGGUCUGAGCAUAUUAGUUCUUCUGGGAAAAAAUAUUAUUAUAACUGCAGAACUGAAGUUUCCCAGUGGGAAAAACCUAAAGAGUGGCUUGAAAGAGAGCAAAGACAAAAAGAGACGAGCAAAGUGGCAGUUAACAGUUUCCCCAAGGAUAGAGAUUACAGAAGAGAAGCAAUGCAAGCUGCUGCAGCUGUGGAGGAGAAACAUUCCAGUGAUACCAGCACGAUGCUCCCACAGAAUAUCUUGUCCCAAACAAGCCGGCACAAUGACAGAGACUACAGACUGCCAAGAACAGACUCUCACAGUAGUGCUGCCCCAGUGCAACAGCCAGUUAAAGCAGCGGUUCACCCAGCUGCUGCCCCAAGCACGGUUCCUUCUAGCCCUUUUACAGUACAGCCUGAUCAUCCUCCUCCAAAGAAAUCUUAUGAUGCAAAUGGAGCUGCUUUAUCCAAACUGCCUACACCCACAUCUUCCAUACCAGUGCCGAAAUCUGAAAGGAAAGAAACGGCAUCUUCUGAUAAAUCCUCCUGUACAACUCCUUCCACAUCAUCUGCGCCUGGAUUGAACCUCUCUGCUGCUCCUCCCUCCUCCUCCUCCUCCACAGUCCCUGUCUCUCCUGUGCCGCAGUCACCAAUCCCACCGAUACUGCAGGAUCCAAACCUUCUGCGCCAGCUGCUCCCUGCCUUGCAAGCCACUCUACAGUUAAAUAAUUCCAAUGUGGAUAUAUCCAAAAUUAAUGAAGUCCUUACAGCAGCUGUGACACAGGCCUCUCUGCAAUCUAUUCUACAUAAGAUUCUAACUGCCGGGCCAUCCGCUUUCAAUAUCACCUCUCUGAUCUCUCAAGUUGCACAGCUGUCAGCACAAGCUGCCCAGUCUAACCAGUCUCCGAUGUCUUUGACAUCUGAUGCCUCAUCACCAAGGUCAUAUGUAUCCCCUCGAAUCAGCACACCACAGACAAAUACCGUUCCCCACAAACCUCUGCUCAGCACGCCACCUGUGACAUCACAGCCAAAGGUUGGUACCCCCGGUUCGAAGCAAGGAUCUUCCGCACAGACAGCAUCUCAGCAGUCAUCGGCUGCUGACAAAUCCCAAGGGCAUGAACCUACAUCCCCUCGAAACCUUCAGCGUUCAAGUAGUCAGAGAAGCCCAUCUCCUGGUCCAAAUCAUAACUCCAGCACUUGUGCAUCGAGUACAUCAGCACCACAGAACUCGUCUGCACGAUCUUCGUGUUCGUUGACGCCUACACUAGCUGCCUACUUCAAUGAAAACCUUGUAAAGCAUGUUCAAGGGUGGCCUGCUGAUCAUGCAGAGAAGCAGGCAUCAAGAUUACGGGAAGAAGCCCACAAUAUGGGAAGCAUACAUAUGUCAGAAGUUUGUACAGAGUUGAAAAAUUUAAGGUCUUUAGUUCGAGUUUGUGAAAUUCAAGCAACUUUGCGCGAGCAAAGGAUACUGUUCUUGAGACAACAAAUCAAAGAACUUGAAAAACUGAAAAACCAGAAUUCCUUCAUGGUGUGAAAUCCUGACUUGCACAAGGUUUUAGAACUGUAAACCUAAGAGCCCAGUCUUAAGAUAUAUGGACUGCUCAUGAGCAAAUGUUGGACCGUUGAGCUGGACUGUGGACUCUUCAUGGGGAGUGGGGACUGGAGGAAGUCAAUUCAGGGGAGGCAAAUACAAGAGUGAUUUGUAAACACCCUUGAAAUGUAGAUUUCUUGUAGAUGUAUCCUUCACGUUGUAAAUAUGUUUUGUAGAUUGAAGCCAUGGGACGCCCAUGUGUAUCAGAGCUUUGACAUCCAAAACUAAUCAAUGCUGAGGUGGUUAAAUACCUAGCCUUUUUUCAUGUACGCGUGUCUGCAAAUUUAGCUGUUUUUCUUUUUCUGUUAAUUUAUCAUUCAGAAAUCCUCGCUUUUCCAGAAAUUAGAUGCCGGCAGCGGGCAGUGUUUCCAUGUUUGAAACCUCGGAACAGUCUGGGCAGUGUACAAAACAUUUUUGCUACAUCUCAUCCGAUGCACCACAGCCUUGUUUAAAAGCAGUGCUUUUGUUAAUGUAAUUUUUUUUUUGUUGCAAGGAAAUAUAUCCUGUAAUUGUUCCUCCCCCACAAAGAUCUAGACUCAGUAUUUUUUUCCAUGCAUCUAAUUUCCUCCUUUAUGGCACUGUUGCUUUGGCACUUUUUUUCCUAUUCUCUUUUUCAUUCCUGUGUACAGUAGCUUACAUUGCAGUGACUGAGCGAAAGCCACUUGUUUGUAUAAAUUAUUGAAAAGUAUUUCCACUUGCACCCUAUAAGGAUCUACUUAUAGCAGUUGGGCAUGUGUGCUAAAAGUGCAUCAUUUGCUCAGUCAUAUAAUACAAAAAAAAAGCAAAAAAAGAAAAAAAAAAAAAACCUAGCCCAAAUAAGAUAUACAUCAUAUGGUUGUGUGGGGGAACAGAGGAAACCAAGCUAGUCAGAUGUGAAUUGUAUCUGUUGUAAUAAACAUGUUAUAAGAGAGUUCGGCCUAUUCCUUUGUGUGUAAGGUAUCAGCCUGUGGAACCCAUGCUUAGAAGCUUCAUUGCUGACCAACUGCCCAGUGCCAAGGUGGUGCAAGCAAUUUUAUAGUGCAAUUUCCAAGCUGAUGUUGGUGUGUCCCCAGCAGCCUGUGUAAUAACUUGCUUUAUCUGUCUUCUUGGAUGUCCUCUUUUUUUUCAUUUUAAUACUGUUUGUGCCGUAGCCUACUGUUGCAGUCUGCUGUCGAUUACUGUUUUUAGCCAUCUCGAACCACUCGCGUUUGUCUACACAUAGUGGAAAGUCUCAGCUUUGUAUAUUGUUUUCUAAAA